AUGAAAAGAUCUAUUGGAGCGUCUGGCUAUGACGGGCGCCUUGACUUUACCCGUAAAACUGCUGAUGUCGGUGUUACGUGUCAGGAACAUCCAUGCGUGAAUGUUUAUGUACCUAUAGAGUUAUAUCAGUGCCAUGUCCAGCAGUAUCAUGAUAACCGUUGUGUUCAGUGUGGCAAGAACCUUGUGACGGAAAACUUUCUGCGCCUACACCUUGAAGAGAUGCAUAAUCCUUUCAAUAGCGGCGAUGGGAUCCGAUAUCGCUGCUUCGAAGAGCAAUGCGAUGAAGCAUUCUAUUCUCACCAAGAGAGAGUCAGCCAUGCAGUAAAAUCCCACCAGUAUCCUGAGAGUUUUGAUUUUGACAUAGUGCAAAAUGGGCAACUUUUCAGUUGA
Torulaspora globosa is the source of this 390-nucleotide messenger RNA. RefSeq lists its product as uncharacterized. NCBI's taxonomy places the organism in Eukaryota, Fungi, Ascomycota, Saccharomycetes, Saccharomycetales, Saccharomycetaceae. The transcript has a single exon. Bases 1 to 390 code for a protein of 129 amino acids. The record is from RefSeq and is a predicted model, not a curated record.